AUGCGAUACUCGAUUCAGGGACUUUUGCUGGCCGCCUCUCUGUCCUCUGUCGAGGCAGAGCGUGUGGUUGGUGCUUAUAUCUUUGCGCGUCAUGGAGAUAGAACGCCCAAGGUCUUUGGCAGCACCCAGUUGACUGACCUGGGUUACCGUGAAGUUUUUGAUGCCGGUUCUUUCUACAACCAGCGAUAUAUCUCCGACAAUUCCUCCAAGCAGAUUGAGGGAAUCAGCUCAGAAAUUGUCAACCCGAAGCAGAUCAGUGCCACUGCUCCUUCGGAUGCCGUGUUGCAGAACUCGGCCACUGGCUUUUUGCAGGGCGUGUACCCCCCAGUCGGUACGGUAGCUUCCCAGACCCUAGCCAAUGGCUCCUCGGUCGAGGCACCCUUGGGCGGCUACCAGCUUAUCCAGCUGUCGGCUUCGACUUCGAGCAAGAACAGUGAGGAUGCUACAUGGUUGCAGGGCGCCAGUGGCUGCCAAAAGGCAAGCCUGAGCAGCAACAACUACUUCACCUCGGACUCCUACACUGCUCUCCUGUCCUCCACCAAGGACUUCUACCAGUCUCUCUCCCCCAUGCUGGAAGGGGCCUUCUCUUCCCCCGAGAUGUCCUUCAAAAAUGCCUACACCAUCUUCGAUUACCUGAACGUCGGCAGAAUCCACAACACUACCAGUACUUUCCCUCACAAGUCAGAUCUGACCGACGAGAUCUACCACCAGCUGAUCUCCCUCGCCGGCAGCCACGAGUUCAAUCUGGCGUACAACGCCUCUGAAAAGGUGCGCGCCAUCGAUGGCGCUGUCCUGGCCGGUGAGAUCCUGGCUGGUCUCAACGAUACUAUCGCCACCGAGGGCAAGUCGAAGCUGAAUGUCGGAUUCGGUUCAUACGGCACCAUCUUCUCGCUCUUCGGUCUGCUGCAGAUGCCUGCUGCCUCUGUCAAUUUCACGGGUAUCCCAGACUACGCCUCGUCAAUGGUCUUCGAGUUGGUGACCAAUGCCUCGGGCACCGACUUCCCUUCGACAUCCGACCUCAGCGUACGCUUCAUGUUCCACAACGGUACCAUCACUGGUGGCUCCGAGCCCACCGUUUACCCACUGUACGGCCAGUCCAGCGAGCUCCUCUCCUGGGAAGACUUCUCCUCCAAGACCAAGGAGAUCGCCGUGACCUCUGACGAGGAGUGGUGCACCAUGUGCGGCAACACAGAUGGCAAGUGUGCCAGCUCCGACAACCCCACCACCUCCAGCGCCGCCAGCACCUCUAGCACUGGCGGCUCAGGCAUGUCUCGGGCCGUGGCCGGUGUAAUUGGCGCUAUGGUCACCCUCGCUGUGAUUCUUGGUUUGCAGGCUCUGUUCUUCCUGGUUGGUGGAUUCCGCAUUGCUAAGAGGAACAAGGCUGGUCCUGAGGUGAGCUCGCAUGCUGUUGUGGAGGUGGAUAAGAAGGCCUAG
Messenger RNA from Penicillium canescens, 1434 nucleotides. RefSeq lists its product as uncharacterized. Gene Ontology annotation, biological process: dephosphorylation. NCBI's taxonomy places the organism in Eukaryota, Fungi, Ascomycota, Eurotiomycetes, Eurotiales, Aspergillaceae. Gene Ontology annotation, molecular function: phosphatase activity. The record is from RefSeq and is a predicted model, not a curated record. The transcript has a single exon. The coding region runs from base 1 to 1434 and encodes 477 amino acids.